AUGCGUCGCAAAAUCCACGAGGCAAGUUUUUGUCAUUUCAGGCAAUUUUCUCAAAGGGAAACUCUCAGAUUUUCACUAAAUUAUUAUAUUUACGAUAAGAGUUUUGUAAGAUGUGAGGGAUUUUUGGAUCGAGAUUUGAAGAAAUCACCCAAAAUUUGUUUUUGAGAUUCUUCAAUUGAAAAUUUGAUAACAUUUUUCAAAAUGAAAUUUCGAUAAAAAAGUUUUUUGUGACCACCCUCUCCAUUUCUCAUAGUCUCUCGUCUGCAAAGGAUCCUUCAAUAUAUCGGCUCUCCUUGCAAAUCGCGGACUAAAAAUUUGACAACUCAAUGUAUAAACUAGAUAGCAUAGUCAAAUCAAAUUUGAAAAAAAUCUGAGGGUAGCCUCCUGCCCUUUCUGAAUUUUAAAAAAUAACAUUAAAACGCGCUAAACUGAGAAAACAAAGCAAAAACGAUUGUUAAAUACAUCCAUUUUUAUGUUUUAUUUACUACCCUUUAGUUUUACAAAAUAUUUCACAAUUUAUUCCAAACUUUUCACCAAAAAAAGGCGGCCAAAAGCGGCCGAAACUUGCGAAAUCCCACCUUUUGGCGGAAAUUGGAAUGUUUUUUGCUUACUACUUUUGGAAGUUUCACAACAGUAAAAAACAAGUCACUUAGAUAUAAUAGAGCGCACGUAUCUGGUAAAUGUCCCGCUAAAAGUGGAGAUGAGAGGCUUUAGUCACCGAAAAGAAGACAAAUAAAGGAUAGACCUAUCAUAAUAUAACCCUAAUAUGAUCAAGAUAUAAACGACGAUUACUUGCAGGUCACGGGUCACAAGUUUAUGGCGUUGUUCCUGCGCCAGCCAACCUUCUGCGCUCAUUGCAAGGACUUCAUUUGGGGCAUCGGGAAGCAAGGAUAUCAGUGCCAAAGUAAAUAUUCAUGAGAGUUGAAGGACCAGGAAUAAUUUGAGAAAGGAUUAGUCACAAAAACACGAAAAAUACUCCAAGAUGACGCUUGGAUUGGCAUGAUUUUUGACACAAAUUUCGUUUCUUUCGUACACAUGAGAUUUUUAGUUUAAAAAACGGCUUAAAACUUUAAUCUUCUGAAAUUUUAAAAAUGAAAAUUUCCGUCGUUUUUUGACCGGAGUUAAUUUUUCCUGCAAAAAAUCUGAAAUCCCAACCCUUAUUUCAAUCAAUGACCGCAAAAUUGCAGUCUGCACAGUGGUCGUCCACAAGCGAUGUCAUCAAGAAGUUGUUUGGAAAUGCCCGGGCAGUCGAACAGACGCCAUUGACGAGCUCCAAAAUGAAGGGAACAUCAACGAUUUGGUGGGGAGAUUCAACAUCAACAUGCCCCACCGAUUCGCCACUCACAAUUACAAACGGCCCACCUUCUGCGAUCACUGUGGAUCCAUGUUGUAUGGCCUCAUAAAACAAGGUCUUCAAUGCCGUGUUUGUGAGUUGAAUGUGCAUAAAAGAUGUCAACGAAAUGUCGCCAACAACUGUGGAAUCAACUCCCGGCAGAUGGCCGCAGAAUUGGCGCAACUUGGCCUCACCGGCGACAAGAUGUCGCUGAAACAAAAGAAGAAAGUGGUGUCGGUUUCGACCUCAGAGACCUCGGAUUCGGGAGUUAGUGGGACCGAGAGACAAUCCACUUCUUCAUCGACGAGUGCAAACGUUGUAGAAGAGGUCCCCGUGAAUAAUGUCGCCACAACUGUCAGUUCGGGAGAGAAAUUGGGAAUCAACGACUUCACAUUCAUCAAAGUGCUUGGGAAGGGAUCUUUUGGCAAAGUAAUAUUGGCCGAGAAGAAGGGCACGGAUGAUGUUUAUGCAGUCAAAGUGCUCAAGAAGGACGUCAUCCUGCAAGACGACGAUGUCGAGUGCACAAUGUGCGAGAAGAGGAUUCUGGCGUUGUCGGCGAAGCAUCCUUUCCUGACGGCGUUGUUCUGCUCUUUCCAGACAGCGGUAAGUUGAUCGAACUGACGUUUUUACGUAAUAAUAAAUAAAACUUGGUAAUAAUAAUAAUAAUUGAACAGAAUUUUCCAAGUUAUGUACGGGAUUUUUAGCUGCAUUUUUUUGCAAAUGAAUGAUAUUUUUGCACCGAAAAAUGUCAAAAUUUUAAAACCUUUUGCGAUUUUUUAGUAUGAAAUUCUUCUUGUCAUAUUCCCAGCAUUUCCCAUUACUUUUUACAACUUUUAUAGGAUCGUUUGUUCUUCGUGAUGGAGUAUGUGAAUGGCGGUGAUUUGAUGUUCCAAAUCCAGAGGGCCCGCAAAUUCGAGGAGCCCAGGGCCCGGUUCUAUGCGGCCGAAGUGACAUGCGCCCUGCAGUUCUUGCACAGAUACAAUGUCAUUUACAGGGACCUCAAGUUGGACAAUAUCCUGUUGGACGCCGAAGGGCAUUGUCGGUUGGCUGACUUUGGAAUGUGCAAAGAAGGCAUCACAAAGGAUAACCUCACCUCCACGUUCUGCGGAACCCCCGAUUACAUCGCGCCGGAGGUAAGGAAGGUCACGCCUCUAAUAUUUUGAAAUAGGACACAGAAAGGGGUAAAACAUGGUUUAAAUAUAAAAUAUGUAAAACGCGAUUUUGGAAAUUUUAAAUGAUUAAAUAAAACACGAAAAAAUAAAAUGUUUAGAAAGGCUAAAAUGUAAGUUACGGCUUGAACACUGAAAAUAGAUUUGAGAAAAUAUAAAAUGCGAUUUUAGGAAAUUUUCAAAUGUGUAACACACUCAAAAUAUUGGCCCCAUAAAAAAUGUAAAAUACGACAAGUACAAUUAUACUUUGAUUUUCUAGAUCCUCCAAGAAAUGGAAUACGGAGUUUCGGUGGAUUGGUGGGCCCUGGGAGUCCUCAUGUACGAAAUGAUGGCCGGCCAGCCUCCCUUCGAAGCCGACAACGAAGACGAUCUCUUCGAGGCCAUCUUGCACGAUGACGUUUUGUAUCCGGUGUGGUUGAGCAGAGAAGCGGUCAAUAUUUUGAAAGCGGUAAGAUUUCUUUUUCAACCUGUGAACUCAAUUUUAGUUCAUGACCAAGAAUCCCCUUCGACGGCUGGGCUGUGUUCAAUCACAGGGCAGCGAAGAUGCCAUCCGGGCGCAUCCAUUCUUCAGGGAAAUUGAUUGGGAUGCCCUGGAGGACAGGAAAGUGAGGCCACCGUUCAAACCACGAAUUGUAAGUGUAACCAUUACUUUGGUCAAUAUAUUAUGUAUAGUCUAAAAUCAAGUGAAAUUUUUAACUUUUUUAACUUUUAUGCAGUUUUACAUCAAGUAAAAAUAUAGUUUUCUGCGGCAGAUACGAGAUCUUUAGGCCAGUGUUGAUUUUUGGAACGCUCUAAAAAUUUCUGAAACUAAUUUGUGGCCACUACAAAAUAUUUUUCGAAAAAUUCCCAUUUUUUGAUAUUUGGAUUUUAUCAUUUAUUUUAAUUUUCAAUUUGAUGACCACUUUAGAUAAUUUUUUAACUUUCAGAAAAAUCGCCGCGACGUCAACAACUUCGACGCCGAUUUCACGAAAGAGGAGCCCGUGCUGACGCCCACCGACCCCAGUGUGAUACGAUCGAUCGCCCAGGACGAGUUCCGAGGCUUCAGUUUCGUGAAUCCCGAGUUCCAGAACAUCCAAUGA
Bursaphelenchus xylophilus (pine wood nematode) is the source of this 3581-nucleotide messenger RNA. The record is from the annotation of a GenBank genome assembly. NCBI's taxonomy places the organism in Eukaryota, Metazoa, Nematoda, Chromadorea, Rhabditida, Aphelenchoididae.